Sinocyclocheilus anshuiensis is the source of this 2746-nucleotide messenger RNA. Its product is annotated as A-kinase anchor protein 1, mitochondrial-like. Lineage: Eukaryota; Metazoa; Chordata; Actinopteri; Cypriniformes; Cyprinidae. Bases 191 to 2746 code for a protein of 851 amino acids. Gene Ontology annotation, molecular function: RNA binding; protein kinase A regulatory subunit binding. The record is from RefSeq and is a predicted model, not a curated record. The transcript has 14 exons. Gene Ontology annotation, cellular component: mitochondrion; membrane.
GCGUCUCUGUUUUUAGAGUGUGCGUUAGGACGGUCAACACGUGGGUAGGAGAGACAAGACACACACAUACAUACGCAAAGCGGGGGGACACGUUGGGAUUGUGCUGGGCCUUGAACACGUAACAUUAAUAUUAUACGGUGGCGGUGCGAGGGACGCAUAAACACAGUGUAGCUGCUAGGGUCUAGAGGAGAUGCCACUGAGGUUCCGGUCCUUUGUUCCGUAUACGCUUCCUGGAGUGCUGGCGCUCAUAGGCUGGUGGUGGUACAUCUCCCGCAAGAAAGAGCGAAUCACCAGCCACGACAGUGAAGAGGGGUCGUUUAUGGGCUUGCGAACCUCCUCUGGUGAGGGCAGCAAUGGGAUGGUCGACAAGAGCUGCCCCGCGGCCAGCAGCACACACCGCAGAACCAGCCGAGACAAAGUCAAGGCCAAAGAGCACAGAGCUGUUGAGCAGGAAGUUGUAGCGGAGAUACACACGCCGGUGUUAAAAACCACUGCGGGGGAGGCUCUUGGCGCCCCUCCAGUUGUGUUGGCCAGUGGACAGCUAAACGCUCCUCAGAGCGGUACAAAAUCAGUCCCCCCACAAAGCCACCCAGAGACAACAACUCCUGUGUCAUCUGCAACCCCAACAAAAACAGUGGAGGAGAGCACUCCUCACAAAGGACCAGAGGCCGGCGUUGGUAACAAACCUUCAAGCCAGUUACUGUCAGAUCUAACAAGCACUGGUUCAAUCAAGAAGCAGGUCGAAAACCAACCACUAACUAAGCAGCGUCCCGCAGAGCUAGCCAAAGCAGAGCGACCUGAACCUGAGGGAGAGGUGGCCGCUGAAACCUCAGCACCGACUUGCACUCAGAAUCUCCCGGCUGACCCUUUAAAAGAUGAGCUGCCCACCGCUACAUCUUCAACAGAGAGCGAGGCUGUCUUGCUGGAGACCUGCAGCCUGAAAACGCCACUAACCCUGACCCCGUUCCCUAACUCCACCAGCACACCCCUUUCAGAAGGCUCCACGGAGUCUCGGCACCAUGAAAACGGAGACCUGGGCUUGCCGGCCGAGACCAGUCCAGACAUGCAGGAGCUCCAGCGUCUUGCGGCAGGGCUGAUCACUGAAGUCAUCUCGGCAGCCACCCAGGAGGUCAUGGCGGUCAGCAGCUGUGAGUCCCGGUACAGCAAGGGCUCUGAAGCGUCCGACAGCAGCACGCCGGCUAUAAAUGGUAAGGAAGUGGAGUCGCAUAUACCUCCAGAGAGUGUGGAAAGCGCAGAGUCACGGGCGGUGCAGAUAGCAGAAGACAUCGUCAACAGUUGUCUGGCGCCUUCGCUCUGGAAGAUGCCAAAGAAUGAGAAGGAAAGAGGCUCGUUGACUGUGCCGUCUGGGGAACAGUUGGAGUCCACGCCGGUUCUGGCCAAGCUGCAGGCAGAGGAAGCUCUGGUGGAAGACUCAGGAUGUAGCACGUGCCAGUCAGAGGAUGGCAUCAGCAGCGAGGAUCUCCACAGCACAGGGUUGUCCUCGAACGUGUCUGAGAGUAAAGAGGACCUCAUUCAAAUUUCAGGGACUUGUAGGGCCUCUGAGGGUCAAGGAGAUGGACUGCAAGAGAGUCUUUCUCUAAUUGCCCCUCAGGAGUCUCCGCUUACCGCAGAAAAUGUGGCUACGGUUUGCGAGGCAGCACGGCUGAAUGGAACAGGCUUUAGGAAUGGCGCUGCUAGUGAGGUAGAAGCUGACCAAUCAGGAGGUUCAGAUGUGAAUAGCAUGGAUUCAGUGGACAGCUGUUCGACCUUGGGGACGGGAGACAGCCAGCCGAGUGGCAGCCAGACCUGUCAAUCACAGAGUUCUGAGCUUAUUGUGUGGGAGAUUGAGGUGCCAAAGCAUCUAGUGGGACGGCUAAUUGGCAAACAAGGGAGAUACGUAAGCUUCCUGAAGCAGAGCUCUGGUGCUAAGAUCUACAUUUCAACCCUGCCUUACACUCAAGAGUUUCAGAUCUGCCAUAUAGAGGGAACCCAGCAGCAGGUAGAUAAGGCGCUGGCCUUGAUUGGGAAGAAGUUCAAAGACUUGGACCUGACCAACUUGUACGCCCCACCUCCCCCACCGCUAACGCUGCCCUCUCUGCCCAUGACUUCCUGGCUUUUGUUGCCCAAUGGAGUGACGGUCGAGGUGAUCAUUGUGAACAUUGUAUCAGCCGGUCACCUGUUUGUCCAACAGCACACUCACCCUACGUAUCACGCCCUGCGCAGUCUGGACCAGCAGAUGUUCCUGUGCUAUUCACAGCCCGGGACGCCCCCCUUGCCAUCGCCUGUUGAAGUUGGAGUGAUUUGUGCGGCCCCAGCUGUAGAUGGAGCCUGGUGGCGAGCGCAGGUCAUCUCCUUCUACAAAGAUUCAACCGAAGUAGAAAUCCGAUAUGUUGAUUAUGGUGGCUAUGACAGAGUCAAGAUUGACACCCUUCGACAGAUCAGGUCGGACUUCGUGACAUUACCGUUCCAAGGAACAGAAGUGUUAUUGGACAACAUUGCCCCACUUCCAGGAGAGGAUCGGUUCUCAGCGGAGGCCAAUUCUGCACUGGAAGAGAUGACGAGAGGGGUUCCAUUGCUGGCACAAGUCACCAACUACGACAAUAAUACAGGACUUCCCUUAGUACACAUGUGGAACAUGGUGGGAGAGGAGCUGGUCCUAGCUCAACCUCACCACGAAUUAGACUCAAAGACGUUGUUUUAUUCAUGCCUGGAGUUUGCUGUUGCUUCGACAUUUAAAAGAGUAUAG